Messenger RNA from Gossypium raimondii (Peruvian cotton), 4382 nucleotides. RefSeq names its product mediator of RNA polymerase II transcription subunit 33B. The coding region runs from base 251 to 4219 and encodes 1322 amino acids. Gene Ontology annotation, cellular component: mediator complex. The record is from RefSeq and is a predicted model, not a curated record. Gene Ontology annotation, biological process: regulation of phenylpropanoid metabolic process. Lineage: Eukaryota; Viridiplantae; Streptophyta; Magnoliopsida; Malvales; Malvaceae. The transcript has 12 exons.
AAAAACUAGAACAAAUCCCUUUCACUGUUUUACACAUAUGUAAAACAAAAAAAAAGAAAGACCCUCCCCUGCUCUGAUUUACGAAGUUCUAGUUUUUCUUUCAAUCAUGGUGAUCCCCAUAGUUGAUAUUUGUCCCGAGGUUUAAAGGGACAACGGAGGCUUCUUGAGUCAACGCUCUCUACUCGACCUAGUCCACUCUAAACGCUACUAUAAUCAAAUCUCCGACCACCACCUUGCUCCGGCAGCUUUCAUGGAGGUUGGUACGGUAUGGGAAUCAGUUCUGGAGCAGACUAAAUCUGCUCAGGACAAGAACAGUGACCCACUUGUUUGGGCGGUUCAACUCAGUUCUAGGCUUAACUCAGCUGGGGUUUCAUUGCCUUCGAUCGACCUGGCUCAUCUUCUUGUUUCUCACAUCUGCUGGGAUAAUCACUUGCCCAUUACGUGGAAGUUCCUGGAGAAGGCCUUGACUGCCAAUUUCGUCCCUCCCAUGCUCGUUCUUGCCCUUCUCUCUACGCGGGUCAUUCCAAAGCGUAAGUUUCAUCCUACAGCAUAUCGGCUUUACAUGGAACUCCUUAGGAGACAUGCCUUUCCACUUAAAUGUCAAAUCAAUGGGCUAAAUUAUCAAAAGAUUAUGAAAUCAAUAGAUGAUGUUCUACAUCUUUCCCUGAUAUUUGGCGUUCAAGUGUCUGAACCUGGUCUGCUUCUAGUUGAAUUUGUUUUUUCAAUUGUAUGGCAACUGCUUGAUGCUUCACUAGAUGAUGAAGGGUUACUGGAACUUACACCAGAAAAGAGAUCUAUAUGGCCUACUGUAACUCAAGACAUGGAAAUAGAUACCGCUGACAACUUUAAUGAGACGAGAAGUGCGCACCAUGAUGUGCUGUAUAAAGGAAAUACUAUGAUAGCUAUUGAGAUAAUUGGGGAAUUUCUGCAAAAUAAAGUGACUUCGAGGAUUCUUUUCUUGGCACGAAGAAACAUGCCAUCACAUUGGGAAGCUUUCAUUCAGCAAUUAAGAGUUCUUGCAGCAAAGUCCGUGGCAUUGAGAAAUUCAAAACAUAUUACACCAGAGAAGCUUCUGCAGCUGACAUCUGAUACACAUAACGUUCUAUCUAGAGAAUGUAAAAGAAUAUCUCAACAAGUGUUACACGCUGUUAUGGGCGAUGGGUCCCUAACAUCUCCAUCUGGUCAGUGGCACGGAACUAGUCCUUCUGCACUUUGGCUUCCUAUUGAUAUGUUUCUUGAGGAUGCUAUGGCUGGGCCCCAGGUGGCUGCAAGUGGUGCUAUUGAUAGACUUGCUGGUUUAGUAAAGGCUUUACAAGCAGUCAAUGGUACAACUUGGCACGAUGCAUUUCUAGGUCUAUGGAUUGCAGCUUUGAGGCUUGUUCAAAGGGAAAGGGACAUUAUUGAGGGUCCUGUACCUCGCCUUGAUACCUGCUUUUGCAUGUUAUUGUCUAUCACCACGCUUGUGGUGGCCAAUAUUGUUGAGGAAGAGGAAAGUGAGUUGAUUGAUGAAACUGAUGGUAGCCCGUCGAAUCCAACAAAAGAGAAGCAAACCACGGGAAGAUGUCGUAAGGGUUUAAUAUCCAGCUUACAGAUGUUGGGCGAUUAUGAGGCUUUAUUGACUCCACCUCAAGCAGUUUGUUCAGUAGCCAACCAGGCUGCUGCCAAAGCAAUCAUGUUUCAUUCUGGUCGCACAGUUGGCAAUGGAUACUAUGAGUGCAUGAGCAUUAAUGACAUGCCCAUGAAUUGCUCUGGAAACUUGCGGCAUCUGAUUAUUGAGGCUUGUAUUUCCAGAAAUCUAUUGGACACAUCAGCAUAUCUCUGGCCAGGCUAUGUAAAUGUACGUGCAAAUAUACCCCUUAGUGUUCCUAGUCAAGUGCCUGGUUGGUCGUCGUUGAUGAAAGGAUCCCCUCUAACUCCUACGUUGAUAAAUGCGUUGGUUGCUACUCCGGCUUCUAGCUUACCAGAGAUCGAGAAAAUAUACGAGAUUGCAACCAAAGGUUCGGAUGAUGAGAAGAUAUCUGCUGCUAGCAUUCUUUGUGGGGCAUCUCUAGUGCGUGGUUGGAAUAUACAGGAACAAGUUGUUCUCUUCAUUAUAAGUUUGUUGUCGCCACCAGUUCCUGCUGACUAUUCUGGGAGUGAGAGCCAUUUGAUCAGAUAUGCCCCAUUUUUUAAUGUUCUUCUUGUUGGAAUAUCACCUGUAGAUUGCAUCCAGAUCUUCUCUUUACAUGGCAUGGUUCCCCUACUUGCUGGUGCAUUGAUGCCCCUUUGUGAGGUUUUCGGGUCAACUGCUCCCAAUGGUUCGUGGACUCUUCCAACGGGGGAAGAACUGACUAGUCAUGCGGUUUUCAGCAAUGCAUUCACUAUUCUACUGAUGUUAUGGAAGUUUGAUCAUCCACCUGUUGAACAUGUGAUGAGAGAUGCAACGCCAGUGGGAUCUGAACGAAGUCCGGAUUAUCUGUUGUUGGUUAGAAACUCUAAAUUAUCAGCUUUUGGCAAAUCAGCGAAGGAUCAUUUGAAAAUUAGAAGAAUGUCAAAAAUUUUAAACUUCUGUAUGGAACCCAUUUUUAUGGAUUCCUUUCCCAAGUUAAAACGCUGGUACCGGCAGCAUCAAAAAUGCAUUGCUUCGACCCUAUCAGGACUUGUACAAGGGACCACUGUUCAUCAGAUUGUUGAUGCACUCCUCAAUAUGAUGUUCCGGAAGAUAGGCAGGGCUGCUCAGUCUUCAACUUCUACAACUUCCGGAAGUAGUAGUUCUUCUGCAUCUGGAGCUGAGGAUAUCUUGGCAAGACUAAAAGUGCCAGCAUGGGAUAUCCUGGAAGGAGCUCCCUAUGUGCUUGAUGCAGCUCUGACAGCCUGUGCCCAUGGAAGAAUCGCACCCCGUGAACUGGCAACAGGACUUAAAGAUCUUGCUGAUUUCCUUCCGGCAACCCUGGGAACCAUCAUUAGCUACUUCUCUGCUGAAGUAACACGAGGUAUAUGGAAGCCCGUUUUUAUGAAUGGAACAGAUUGGCCUAGUCCCUUGGCAAAUUUAUCCGUCGUUCUGCAACAAAUCAAAAAAUUUAUAGCUGCCACAGGUGUUGAUGUCCCAAGCCUUGAAACAGGGGGAAGCUCUCCAGCUAUGCUUCCUUUGCCCUUGGCUGCCCUCGUUAGCCUCACGAUAACCUAUAAACUUGAUAAAUCCUCUGAGCGCUACCUUGUAUUACUUGGCCCAGCAAUGAGUUCCCUAGGUGGGAGUUGUCCUUGGCCAUGUAUGCCCAUCAUAUCUGCACUAUGGGCUCAGAAGGUUAAGCGGUGGAAUGAUUUCCUUGUAUUCACUUCUGCUCGUACUGUCUUCCACCACAACAGCGAUGCUGUAGUUCAGCUUCUUAGGAGUUGCUUCACGGCUACUCUUGGAUUAAGCCCUUCUAUCAUGUGCAGCAAUGGUGGAGUGGGUGCACUCCUCGGUCAUGGAUUUGGCUCUCAUUUCUCAGGGGGAAUGGCUCCGGUUUCCCCAGGGAUUAUGUACUUACGAUCACAUCGAACAAUCAGAGAUAUCAUGUUUAUGACAGAAGAAAUCGUUUCUCUUUUAAUGUUUUCUGUAAAAGAGAUUGCCAGUAGGUUAUCCCAGGAGAAAAUGGAGAAGCUGAAAAAGACGACGUUCGGGCUGAGAUAUGGCCAAGUUUCUCUUGGAACAGCAAUGACACGAGUCAAACUCGCUGCUUCACUUGGGGCUUCAUUGGUUUGGCUAUCCGGUGGAUUAAGCUUAGUCCAAUCAUUGAUUAAAGAAACAUUACCUUCUUGGUUCAUAUCAGCCCAUACACCUGAGCUGGACCGUGGGGAACCUGGAGGUGUAGUUUCCAUGCUAAGGGGUUAUGCACUUGCAUACUUUGCUGUACUUUGUGGUACAUUCGCAUGGGGUGUGGACUCAGUCUCACCAGAAUCAAGACGGCGACCAAAAGUUCUCGACUCACACUUGGAAUUUGUUGCAAGUGCAUUAGAUGGGAAAAUAUCGCUCGGAUGUGAUUACGCCACUUGGCGUGCAUACGUAACUGGUUUUGUGAGCCUGAUGGUAGGAUGCACUCACAAGUGGGUUUUGGAUGUCAAUGUUGAUGUUUUGAAAAGGCUGAGCGAUGGAUUGAGGCAGUGGAAUGAGGAAGAACUGGCUAUAGCUUUGCUCGGACUUGGCGGUGCCACUGCUACGGGCACAGCUGCUGAAUUGAUUGUCGAAAUCGGAGCUUAAAUUUUGAAAUACCCUUAUUUGCUACUUAUUCACUUCAUGUAGAUGUAUUUCAUUACUUUCUAAGAAUUUUGAAACAGGGAAUUGAUGAAAACUAAUCUGAAGUACAUUUCUGUAAAUAUGGUCCAAGCAAUUCUUUUUGUUUUAUAAAUUUUAAUUUGGAUUA